Bacillus rossius redtenbacheri is the source of this 549-nucleotide messenger RNA. RefSeq names its product large ribosomal subunit protein eL32 (gene RpL32). Gene Ontology annotation, cellular component: cytosolic large ribosomal subunit; ribosome. The transcript has 4 exons. Lineage: Eukaryota; Metazoa; Arthropoda; Insecta; Phasmatodea; Bacillidae. Gene Ontology annotation, molecular function: structural constituent of ribosome. The record is from RefSeq and is a predicted model, not a curated record. Gene Ontology annotation, biological process: translation. The coding region runs from base 98 to 502 and encodes 134 amino acids.
AUACUAAUUUUGCUCUAUACCUACAUCCGUGUGUUGUAGUCUAUGCUUUCUUCUUGGUAACCAGUUUGGUUAGGUUAGAAAUUUCAAAGGAAGCAACAUGACAAUACGCCCGGUUUACAGACCGGAGAUCGUCAAAAAGAGGACGAAGAGGUUUAUUCGCCAUCAAAGUGAUCGAUACAAGAAAAUAAAGCGAGCAUGGAGGAAACCGAAAGGUAUUGAUAACAGAGUUCGUCGUCGCUUCAAGGGCCAGUACUUGAUGCCGUCUGUGGGUUAUGGUAGCAACAAGAAGACUAAGCACAUGCUUCCCUGUGGUUUCAGAAAGGUCUUGGUCCAUAAUGUCAGGGAAUUGGAAGUCCUCAUGAUGCAGAACAGAAAAUAUUGUGCAGAGAUAGCACAUGCUGUCUCGUCCAAGAAGAGGAAAGCUAUUGUCGAGAGAGCACAGCAGCUGUCUAUCCGAGUGACGAACGCCAAUGCCCGUCUGCGUAGCGAGGAGAAUGAGUAAACCUCUCAUAUUGUGAUGUUUGUUAUAAUAAACAACCAAAAGUGUAA